AUGUCAAACUUUGCCGAUAAAGGAUUUGUGUUCCAUAACUUGGCUGCAAAGUACCUUUCUUUGUUAACUCUAGCUUUGAGUGAACCGGAAAUCAUCAACUUCAAUUUGAGGGACUAUGCAAAGGGAUUAGUUGAAUACUACAAUUCUACUAUUCAUAGAGUGCCAGAAGAUUGGCUUUCAAAACCAAUUAACUUGGAUGAAGAUUACUCUUCUGAAGAGAUUUCAUAUAUCAAGAAAGUAACCAAUGGAAACUAUGUGCCAGUAGUUUUUGAUGGCUCGCGUUGCAGAAUGAUGAAGAAAAUGAACGAGAAGAAUAUAACUUUGGAAAAGGCAAUUAAGAAGACUUUUAAGAAGUUGAAAUCUUUUGGAAAAACAUCAAAUCAUUUCGAUAGCCAAUCAAGAUAUUUACAAAGUGAAUUUGAUAAAUUACCAAACUUACCAUUUUGGCAAAGAAUUAGAUUACGUUAUCAAAUAAAAUAUCACAAUAAAGCAUUGAAAUAUUUCGAACGUAAUUUCUUGCACGAAGACGGGUUAUUUAAUAGGCCAUGGUUUAAGCAUACCGUAUUUGCAAGUGGAAGAUUCACAGGCUAUGCGGGCCAAAAUUUGCCUGGAUUAAAUGAAGCUAUCGAGGAUGGCAGUUUUGAAAGAUUUGCUGCUUGGCAAAAGAUAUUCUUUAAGACAAUCGAAAGAGUGAGCAAACGCCUUGAUUGA
This is a messenger RNA of Hemisphaericaspora subhashii, 711 nucleotides long. Its product is annotated as VPS70. The record is from RefSeq and is a predicted model, not a curated record. Gene Ontology annotation, molecular function: carboxypeptidase activity. Lineage: Eukaryota; Fungi; Ascomycota; Pichiomycetes; Serinales; Debaryomycetaceae. The transcript has a single exon. Bases 1 to 711 code for a protein of 236 amino acids.